Osmerus eperlanus (European smelt) is the source of this 2392-nucleotide messenger RNA. It is a transcript of the gene zbtb35, whose product is annotated as zinc finger protein 131. Bases 74 to 1810 code for a protein of 578 amino acids. The record is from RefSeq and is a predicted model, not a curated record. Gene Ontology annotation, biological process: regulation of transcription by RNA polymerase II. Gene Ontology annotation, molecular function: protein binding; DNA-binding transcription factor activity, RNA polymerase II-specific. The transcript is spliced from 10 exons. Lineage: Eukaryota; Metazoa; Chordata; Actinopteri; Osmeriformes; Osmeridae. Gene Ontology annotation, cellular component: nucleus.
ACUGCAAGAGUCGUGGGAGAAAUAUACGCAUCAACAACUUGUUUCGGCUGUGAAACACAAUUUAAACCGCACAAUGCACUUGGUUAGAGCGAUUGCAUUCGAUGGAAGAGUCAAGGGCCUCUUUUACUCAGCGUGUUGUGGUAAGGAAAGCAAAAUGAUGGCAGAAGAGACAGAGGUUGAUUCCGGGAGUGAGUUUCCAGCUCACUAUAAAGUGAUGCUGGACAAACUGAAUGAACAGCGGCAACUAGACCAGUUUACAGACAUCACCCUCAUAGUGGACGGUCACCAGUUCAGAGCACAUAAAGCAGUGCUGGCAGCUUGCAGCCAGUUCUUCCACAAGUUCUUUCAGGAUUUCACACAGGAGCCUCUGGUGGAGAUAGAGGGAGUGAGUAACUCGGCCUUCAGGCAGUUGAUGGAGUUCACCUACACUGCAACCCUGGUUGUCAGUGGGCAAGAGGAGGUUAGCGACGUUUGGAAGGCAGCAGAAUACCUCCAGAUGCAGGGGGCCAUCAAGGCUCUCAACAACAGGGUAAGUGACAGCUCCAACUUUAGUCCUUCCCAGCCAUUGAUGGGGAAGAGCAAUUCAAUGAAGAGGAAGAUUUCCGAAACAUCAAACGUCAUCACCGAGACUCUGCCCUCAGUGGAGACUGAGCAGGUAGAGAUAGAGGUGAUUGGAGAGGGGGCCAUCGAGGUGGAGGAGGCUGGGCUAGAAGAGGUGGUGGAUGCAGCCAGGAACGCCCAGCAGGCCUCAGAUGAUUCUGCGUUAGCACUGCUUGCUGACAUCACCAGCAAGUACCAACAGGGGGAAACAUCACUGCAUUUAGUGAAGAAGGAGGAUCCAGAGGAGCUGGUAUACCAGGAGGAGACUGUGGCAGACUCAAAAGUUCUAGAGAAUGUGGAAGUGGUGGAAGUCCAGAUCUCCCAGCUAGACAACAUGUUCCGCUGCAAUAAAUGUGACCGCAGCUUCAAGCUCUACUACCACCUCAAACAGCACAUGCGAGCGCAUGUUAUCUCACUGGACAAGCCACACGUGUGCAGACACUGCGGGAAGGCCUACACGCGAGAAGGGGCACUCAAACAGCACAUCAACACGUUUCACUUUGAGGCAGAGGAGCUAUCUCGAGGUCAGAAGCCUCAGAAGAAACUGCACACUUGCGAGUACUGCGACAAACAGUUUGACCAUUUUGGACAUUUUAAGGAGCACUUGCGGAAGCACACCGGUGAGAAGCCCUAUGAGUGUCCUGACUGCCAUGAGCGCUUCGCCCGAAACAGCACACUGAAAUGUCACAUGACAGCUUGUCAAAAUGGCUCUGGGGCCAAGAAGGGCCGCAAGAAGCUUUAUGAAUGUCAGGUAUGCAACAGUGUUUUCAACUGCUGGGACUUGUUCAAGGACCACCUGGUGACCCAUACAGGAGACAAGCCUAACCACUGCACCAUGUGUGACUUAUGGUUCACCCAGCCCCAAGACCUACAAGUCCACUUCACUGAAGCUCACGGCGUCCAGGAGCUCAUUGCUGACCCAAACAUUGGCAUCACCAUUGGGACGCAUGACGAGGCCAUCUUGCUCGAGGAUAGCAUGCAUGUGGAGCAUGUUACUGUGGAGCCCGUGGAUGUUGUGGCAAUGGAGCAGGCGCCUCUGGGGAUGGAGGAUGAGGUGAUGACAGAGAUGUGUGAGGAGGAUGUUGUGAGGCUGAAAGAGGCAGGGGUGGAAAUCCAGGUGGUGCAGGUGUCAACAGGAGAGGAGGGGAACUCUGAGGUGAGGGUAAAAAGGAGUGUUAUAGUGGUGGAGAAAGCAGCAGAAUCUGUAUGAGACUGGAAGUAUUUACUGUUAUUUAUUUUGAGCCUGUUUUGAUGGUUUCAUCUGUUUCUUCUUCCCUCUGUGUCAGCUUCUGAUUCACUUUCAAACUUUUUCAUAAAUUAACAAAGUUUCUGAUAAACCUUUUCUCCUUUACCUGCCUCUUUUCUCAUUUCUACUCUAUGAACUAUGUAUUCUUUAUUGAAAUAACUACGUUUCAAUAUACUUCCACAACUGAUACAGAACCUUGUUGACAAAGGUUUUUAAGUUCUGAUCAUUUUGUUGAAUAAAGUUGGGUGAACGGGGGGGGGGAAAGCAUGUAAAGUAAAAUUAUCUGCCAGACUUCAACAUAUAUCAGGAGCUUAAGUUAGAAUAUUUUAGUUUAUUUGUAUAGCAAGAGAAGAUAUUUUAUUGUAAAAUAAUAUCUGAUCAUUUCCCCAUCACAUCUCUGAAACGUAUUUACUUUUACUGUUGACUUGCAGUUUCCAAAAUUUCCACAAAAUAGGGUGUUCACAAAGCUGGAAGUUUCAAUUGUCUGUUUUUUAUAUAAUUGUCUUUUUAUUUGUACAUCAAAAUAAAGAGAAGGAUUUUGUCAAA